AAAAAAAAAUUAUAAAAAAUAACUUUCAUUUAAAACUAGAUGAAUGCUCCAAGGUACAUUUAAAAAAGUAUAGUUAACUAGCAUUAACAAAAUUAUGAAUAUAAGAAUCAUGUUAAAAGGCUACAAGAAAUAAAAACUAAAAGAUCUAAAACUCUUUCCAGCAACACUUCGAGUUCCUUAGACUUGAAGUCUAAACAGUAAAUGAGAUUUCUAAAAUAAUAAAUUGAUAAAUUAAACGUGAUAAAUAAAGAAAAUGAAGCUUUGCUUGGAAGAUUAGUUAAUAUCAACAAUGGAAAGCUAAAAAGGUUUGUUAAUAGUGAUUAAGUUGAGGAUUCUAUGUUUAAAUUUAUAUAGAAAAAAGCAGAUGUAAGUGAAAUACAACGUAAAAUUUAAGAAGAAAAGUUGAAAGAAGAGAAUACUUAGAUAGUUAGAAGAUUAAUUGAGCGUAUUUAAAAAAAUGAAUAGUUGAGUAAAGAAUAAAGACAAAGAGCUAUAUCAGAAUAUCUCAAGCAGCGUAAAUUAAUGUAGAAAUAUAGUAAUUACUAAGCUGAACCAUCUAAAAUGAAUAUCAGUUCUAACGAAAAUAAUAUUUCAACAGAACAUAAUGAAAAUAGUCGUUAUAUACGUAGCAAUAACUUGCCUAGUUAAGAAAGAGAUUAAAACAAUAGCCCAGGAGCCCAUAGUGGUGAAUUAAAGUUACCACCUUUGUAAGAAUAAAAGAAUAUACUAGUAAGUGAAAAUGAUAUAUCCUAGCGCUCAUAAAGCAGUAAGCUUGUAUCAAAAGGAACACAUAAAAAUAGUAUAACACAUGGAAUUAAUUCAAAUAAUAUAAGUUUGAAUUCAGGAAGUGGGAAUAAAUAUAAUUAUCAAGUCAAGGGCAAUACUGAAAUAAAUAAUGGAAGUCACAAUUAUAGUAAUGUUAGUUCAAAUUAAAUAAAUAGGAAGAAUACUAGCAAUUCAAGUUAAAAGUACGAAUAUAGUGAGUAAAAUUCUGCCAUGUAUCAAUAUGAAAAUCACAAUAUGAUUAAUUAAAUUGAAAAUUUAAAAAGCAAUACAUCUUAAAAAGGAAAAUCUAAAGAGAAAAAGCUACUUAACAACAUCCUAUAAGAAUGCUAUACUAAAUCAGAUCAGUAAAAAUCUUCUCGUUCUAUGGAUUAGUCAAAAGUAGUCAGUGUAAAGAAUUAAGAUGGAAAUACUUCUAAAGUAAUAUAAACAAAUGAAUCUUCAGAGAAUAUGAAUUUUUAAAAAAUCAGAAGUGAAAAUACUUCUUCAAAAAAUAAUACUUCAAUAAAUACAUUAUAAGACAUUGAGCCUAAAAAAUCUUAAACAGAUAAUACUAAUUCUGUAAAAAUUGGUAAAAUAUUAAACACUAACCAAAAUAAAAAUGUAAAACUUCAGAAUACAAUAUAAUAAAAUCAAAAAAAUAUAAAGGACUAAAACAACUUAAGUUUAGCUUCAAUUUAAAACAAAAGCAAAGCAAAUCAGAGUAAAAAUACAACACUACAACAAUCAAAUUCUAGUAAGCAACAUAAAAUACCAAUAAAUAAACUAAGAUGCUCAAGUGAAAAAAUAGAUUUGGGAUCUAAUUAAAAAGUUUAUAAAGACAAAAGAAGAAUUUCUACAACAGCAGCUAAUAAUAAUGAUGACGAUGAUAGAUAUGAUGAUGAGCCUGAAAAAAUAAAUAUAAAACAAAAUCAAAAAAAACCAAUAAUAUAGGAUGAAAAAACAAUCUAUUAAAAAAGAAAUAGUGCUUAAGUUGUAGAAAACGAAGAUAUACCUUAAAGCUAUACUCCCUAGAAGCAAAGCUAUAAUGAAGAAGACUACCAUUAAGAAUAUGAAAUAGAAGAAGAUGAAUGCAUUUAAGAAGAUAAAAGUUCGUAAAAUAAAAAAUAACAAUAAUAAAAACCUUUAGAUUCUUAUAACUUUUAUGACAAAGAUUAAUAGAAGACAUAAAAUGUAACUAAAUCUCAAAAUCGUUAUUAAAAUUAAAGCUAGUAAAUUGAAGAUGAUUAAAUAAUAGAUGAAGAUUUUAAUUUAUGA
Tetrahymena thermophila SB210 is the source of this 2040-nucleotide messenger RNA. RefSeq lists its product as hypothetical. NCBI's taxonomy places the organism in Eukaryota, Ciliophora, Oligohymenophorea, Hymenostomatida, Tetrahymenidae. The transcript has a single exon. The record is from RefSeq and is a predicted model, not a curated record.